AUGUUCAGCUCCGCGUGCUUCCACCGAACCGCGUCCUACUACCUCCCGCUGCCGCUCGUUGCAGUCGUCGAGGACGGUAACCAGAUCAUCCGCGUCGCGCCGUCCUCGCUGCUGCUAGAAGGCCUAGACGUGGCAGCCCUAGUCCUCCACCAGUUCGACUACUACCGCUACGAGGACGCGCAGGUGACCACCAUCAACGGCGCCCCCGCCAUGACCUACCUACUCGAGUGGGCGGGGCGCUACGUGGGCCAGUACCGCGACUCGGGCGUGCGCUUCAAUCUGCUCUUUGCAAGAAGGGUUGUGUCUAAAGCGACGGGCGCUGUGAUUGCGACUCAGGGCGCGUUCGCACAGCGGAGCCUCGUGCCGACGAAUGACAGCGUUGUGGUGGAGCUGCUGCUGGCCACGAGUGCCACACCAGUCCAAAUAACAGUGCCAUGGGUGGCAGUGCUGCCGACCAAUUUCGACUCCGCCACCUCCUACUGGGCGGCAAACUGCGCCACCCCUCGCCAACCCACCCCCUCUGCCGCUGCCGCUGCUGCCUCUGCUACUGCUUCUGCCUCUACUGCUUCUCCCUCUGCUGCUGCUGCUGCUGCUGCUGCGAGAGCUGGGGGGUUUGGGGCGGCUGGGGGGGCUUUGGGGGCGCGCAGCAGGGCAGGGGGGGAAGAGAUGGCGCUGAUAACGGAUGGGGGGAAGGGGGAAGGCGGGACAGAAGGCACAGAGAAGGGAGCAGAGGGCACAGUAGGAUCAGUGGUAUGGGGCAGCAGCCGCGUGGGAAUGGGCGAGAGCAGCAGGGAGAGAGCGUCUGGGUGGCCGACUCUAGCUGUGGAGUUCCCAAGGCCCGACCUCGACGCCCGCCCCUCCCUGCUGCGCCCCCCUCCCCCACCCCCUGCCGCCCCCCUGCUGCUCCGUGCUGUGGUGCCGAGUGCUGUGGUGCCGAGUGCUGUGGUGCCGAGUGCUGUGGUGCCGAGUGCUGUGGUGCCGAGUGCUGUGGUGCCGAGUGCUGUGGUGCCGAGUGCUGUGGUGCCGAGUGCUGUGGUGCCGAGUGCUGUGGUGCCGAGUGCUGUGGUGCCGAGUGCUGUGGUGCCGAGUGCUGUGGUGCCGAGUGCUGUGGUGCCGAGUGCUGUGGUGCCGAGUGCUGUGGUGCCGAGUGCUGUGGUGCCGAGUGCUGUGGUGCCGAGUGCUGUGGUGCCGAGUGCUGUGGUGCCGAGUGCUGUGGUGCCGAGUGCUGUGGUGCCGAGUGCUGUGGUGCCGAGUGCUGUGGUGCCGAGUGCUGUGGUGCCGAGUGCUGUGGUGCCGAGUGCUGUGGUGCCGAGUGCUGUCUACCUGCUAGCAGACAAUACCACAGCAGUAAUCUGGCUGCACACCUUCCUGCCAGCAUUGGACGGCUCAGAUGAAGCCCUCAUUGCCUUCCUGCUCGCUGAGAUCUCCACAGCCGUUGAUCUCGCCAACCAGCAUGGCAGGCGCAUACUAAUGGACGUGAGUGGCAACGGCGGGGGCUACGCCGAUAUCGCCUACCUCCUCCUCCGCCUUGUCGCCGGCAAGCAGAAAGCCCCCAAGGGCCGAGUGCAGAUGCCGCAGCAGCUGCUCAUUUCCAAUGCCUUGAUGCUCUCAUUGCUCGACCAGCAGCUCACCUCGUUCUACCAGUGGGAUAAGUAUGUGAGGGUUGACGAGACCACGCCGGUUAAGAGCGCGCGCGAUUUCAAGCCGUUUCUGGAGGAAAAGUUUUCGCCGGACGGGCAGACCGGAGUGUACUCGGGUUUGUUCAAGCUCGCCGUGUUUCCCGGGCUUGAGAAGGUGCCAUUUCGCGGCCCGGUGUUUGGGAACCGGCCGCUCGUUAUAGUCACAAACGGAAACUGCUUCUCAGCCUGCGCUAUAUUCACACACAACCUCCGGAAGCGGUUCAAUGUGAAGCAUGUGACUGUAGGGGGGGUUCUGGGUGAGCCCCUCGGGAUCAGUGCAUCGUGCAUGGGAGCCACAAUGCCUUCCCUAGAAACCGGGGUGACUAACUUCCUAACCGGGACGAAACUCGCCGACCACCCGCGCGCGCCGAAGCCGUUUCCAUAUAAUGUGGUGCAAGGAGUGGCGGUGGUACAGGGGUAUGUGGAGGAUAAAGUGCCGUGUGAGUAUGUUUUUCUGCCCGGGGACCAGCAUGUUGAUCUGACCAUGGAUAAAGUGGCCAACCCUGCUCUUGUGUGGGAAGAAGCCUCGCAAUACUUUUAA
Closterium sp. Naga37s-1 is the source of this 2220-nucleotide messenger RNA. Lineage: Eukaryota; Viridiplantae; Streptophyta; Zygnematophyceae; Desmidiales; Closteriaceae. The record is from the annotation of a GenBank genome assembly.